Messenger RNA from Saccharomyces eubayanus, 1470 nucleotides. RefSeq names its product DNA-directed DNA polymerase delta subunit POL31 (gene POL31). The record is from RefSeq and is a predicted model, not a curated record. Gene Ontology annotation, biological process: DNA strand elongation involved in DNA replication; DNA replication. Bases 1 to 1470 code for a protein of 489 amino acids. The transcript has a single exon. Gene Ontology annotation, cellular component: delta DNA polymerase complex. Gene Ontology annotation, molecular function: DNA binding. Lineage: Eukaryota; Fungi; Ascomycota; Saccharomycetes; Saccharomycetales; Saccharomycetaceae.
AUGGAUGCCUUAUUAACAAAGUUCAACGAGGCUAGAACUGUCCAAGACGAAGGUCCGUCCCAACCAUUGAAGAGGGUAAGGAUUGGAGACGAUGGUCYUCGUAACGAAUCGAACCCAUUUCAAUUGUGUUAUAAAGAACGCGACUACGGGUCUCAGUACUAUCACAUGUACCAGUACCGUUUGAAGACUUUCAGAGAACGUGUUUUGAAAGAAUGUGAUAAAAGAUGGGAUGCUGGUUUUACCUUAAAUGGGAAGUUGGUCCAAAAGAAAGAUAAAGUACUGGAUAUUCAAGGAAAACAACCAUGUUGGUGCGUGGGGUCCAUAUACUGUGAGAUGAAGUAUAAACCGAACGUGCUGGACGAGGUAAUCAAUGACACCUAUGGCGCGCCGGACUUAACGAAAAGCUAUACUGAUAAAGAAGAGGGCUCCGAUGAGAUCAUGUUGGAAGAUGAAAGUGGGAGAGUGCUUCUGGUCGGCGAUUUCAUUCGGUCUACGCCCUUCAUCACGGGUGUUGUUGUGGGGAUACUGGGUAUGGAGGCUGAUGCAGGGACUUUCCAGGUUCUGGAUAUAUGCUAUCCCGCUCCCUUAUUGCAGAAUCCUUUACCCCCGCAAAACGCUACUUCCCAGACUAAGGGCAAAAUCGCUCUUGUUUCUGGAUUGAAUCUGAAUAACGACUCACCUGAUAGGCUACUUAGGUUAGAAAUUUUGAGAGAGUUUUUGAUGGGAAGGAUUAAUAGCAAAAUCGACAGCGUUUCCCAAAUUGGUAGAUUAUUGAUAUGUGGAAACUUUGUUGAUUUCGACGUGGAAGUUGUGACCAGAGAUGAAUUAACAACUUCUCUUACUGAAUUCAGCAAAUUUUUACACAAUAUUUUACCUUCCAUCUCCGUUGACAUAAUGCCUGGUACCAACGAUCCCAGUGGCAAAUCGUUACCUCAACAGCCUUUCCAUAAAUCAUUAUUUGACAAUUCACUGGACUCUUACUUCGAUGACUCUAAUAAAGAAAUUUUAAAUCUGGUGACAAACCCCUAUAAAUUCAGUUAUAACGGUGUAGACGUUCUCACUAUUUCAGGUAAAAACAUCAACGAUAUCUGUAAAUACAUAAUACCAUCAAAUGAGAAUAUCAAAGACGGUCAAGACAAGGAAGCAAAAGACGAAGAUAACGAAGAUUUCAAGGACGAUAUAGAACAUCGACUGGAUCUAAUGGAAUGUACCAUGAAAUGGCAAAACAUCGCACCUACUGCACCUGAUACGUUAUGGUGUUAUCCAUAUAAGGAUGAGGAUCCAUUCGUACUAAACGAAUGGCCACACGUUUACGUUGUGGGUAACCAACCGAGCUUCGGAACAAGGCUAAUGGAAAUAGGUGGUAAGAACAUAAGAAUAGUAUCUGUGCCUGAAUUCAGUUCCACUGGGGUGGUAGUGCUACUGAAUUUGGACACUUUAGAAAUAGAGACAGUCAAGAUAGACAUCUAA